AUGACAAUAAAUUACGCAGUUUUAAAAGUUAUGGAUUGUAAUUUCGGAUACAAGCUAAAGGAAAAGGGAAUAGGAAAAGUGAUAGGCAACCAGAUGAUUGGACAAAUGAACGGACAGAUGGGAGGACAAAUGAAUGGACAGAUGGGAGGACAAAUGAAUGGACAGAUGGGAGGACAAAUGAAUGGACAGAUGGGAGGACAAAUGAAUGGACAGAUGGGAGGACAAAUGAGCGGACAGAUGGGAGAACAGAUGAAGAGCCAGACGAGCGAACGAAUAAACGAAGUAAAGAAGGAAGAGAAAAAUAUUAGUUACACCUUUGAUAAACAAGCAAGUAAUAAACAAACAGUAGAGGAAAAGAAUAACGCAUUCAUAAGUUUCUUCAAUGAAAAGAAGCUUCAUCUUGACAACAAAAUUUGCAAAUCUGUUGGACAGGAGAAAAGCGCAAAUGAUAAAUAUAAUAACAAUGAUAAUAAUAAGAAUAAAGAGGGCAAAGAACCAAUUAGUGCAAUGAAUAGUGAAAUGAUAGUAAAAUUAAAUGAAAUUAAUAAAAAGGAUGUUAACUACAAGUUAAGGGGUAGUAAUAUGCUUCUCACAAAUAAGAAAAAACAUCAUUUAUAUGAUGAAAACAAUGAUAAAGAGUUAAAAAGAAAAAAAAUAAACGAUAUUAUAAGCAAAUAUAAAAAAAAUAUGAUAUCAUUGCCGGAUAAAAAUGGCAUUGAACACCUAACUACUUUUGUUAAUAUGAAUAGCAGUAAAUGUAGUAGCAAAGAAUCGGAACGAACUUUCUACUCGAAAAGGAGUGGUAAGUACUUGAGUGCCAAGUAUAUGAGUAAUGAAUAUGCAAGUGACAAGUGUGCGAUUGAUGGGGUAAGAACUGCCAAUGAGGAGUAUAUCAGUGAUGAUAAGAUUCGUCUUGCCCCUAAUCAUCACGACGAGCAUGAAUAUAACGACUUGUUAACAUUGACGAAAGGAGAUAAAAAAAAUGUGAGGGAAUACCCUACGAAGUAUAUGAAUAAAUACGGAGAAAGUGAAAAGGAAGCACAGCUGAUGGAGGAUAAUAAUUUAAAAAAAAGGCAAUAUCAAAAAAUCAUUGAACAUAAUUACAUGAAUGAUGAUACAUCUAAUGACCAUUAUAAGCGUGCCAUUAUUUUAAAUUUUGAAGAAAGGAAAAAAAAUCACGAGUGCAAUAGUUAUGAUAAGAUGAUCAAGGAUAAAAAAUGCAAGAUUGAUUUGAAUUUUGAGGACAGGAGUGCAAAGGUAGGUGCAGGGGUCAAGUACCAUGAAGUUUGCGCUACGUUGAGUUAUGAGGAAAAAAAGAAUAAAAAAAAAGGAGGAGAGGGGGAAGAGGAAGUGAAAAAAACAGAAGUGGAAGUGAAAAAAACAGAAAUGGAAGUGAAAAAAACAGAAGUGGAAGUGAAAGUGGAAAAAGAAGGGGAAAACGAAGGGGGAAACGAAGGGGAAAACGAAGGGGAAAAUGAAGGGGGAAACGAAGGGGAAGAAGUUCAAAAGGGGACAUAUUCACCUAAGGAGCCAAAUAAAAAGAGUCAAAAAAAUAAUUUCAACGUUAAAUUUAAUUAUAGCAAAGUGCCAGAUGAGUUAAAUAUUUAUUCCAGUACUAGUGAAGACAACAAAAAUGAGUCUACAGAUAAAGUACAUCAUGUCAGCAAAGGGAAUUACACACAGGCAGUUCACCACAGCGAUGCUAUUCAUAUUCAAGCAUCACCACCACCCACCUAUAACCAUACCAUUUGCAUGAAUGACCAUGAAUUGUUAUUAAAUGGAAAAGGAAAAGAGAACAUGAAAUUGGAGGAAUUGAGACUAAUUAAUUUUAAGGAAUCUAAGGAGUUUAAGGAGACCAUGGUGGGGGGAGCAGCUAACAUAGUAGUGACUAACAUGGGGGAACGGGAAAAAAAAGGGUCAAAGAAGAAGGAGCAUACCAAUUUGUACCUUAGCAAAACUUCAGAACUUAGAAGCCUGUUUAACGAAUCGGUAAUGUGUGGUGAGGAAAAAAGAAUAAGAGACAAAUUUGAGGAAAUCAAAUUAAUAGAAAGGUCGAUUGAGUUGAAAGAGGAUGCACAGAACGGCAUGCACAUGAUCAGCAGUGGUCAAAAAAUAGAGGAAACGAAUUCUUUAGAUGUGAAUGGAAUCAUGCGAAAGGAUAGGAGCAUCGAUGGUGAUAUUAGUAGUAGUAAUGCCGCAUGUAUUAAUAACUAUGGGACUAAGACAUAUACAAAAGAUGCAAACUCGUUUGUAACACAUAACGACGAUUGCAACAGUGCAAAGAACACUCUCUUUGAAGAUAAGAAUAAAUCAAUUGUAUAUAAAAACAAUGAAGUGAAUAUGUUUAAUAAGAAAAAUUUAGAGGACACCAUAACAGAUGUCCAAAAAAAAAGCGAAUUAUAUGUGAAAGACUUUGAUGAGAAGAUGGGUGCAAGCAUACCAAAUGGAAACAAAACAAUCAUUACUUAUAGUACGCAUGAUGAUGUUGUAAAAUCCUUGCGUGGUCAGGUGAAAAAUGACUAUAUAUUGAAGGAGCAGAAUGAUAAGGGUUCAAAAAUGAUGGAUGCAAUUAGUAAGAGAAAUAAUAACGAGCCAUCAGAUGAAAGAAACGUAAGGAAUAUUAAAAACAAAGACACAUUACUGUAUUGUGAUACCGCGGAGCGGCGGCUAUCAUCGAACGAGGGCAAUGAGAAAAAGAAGGAAGACGAAGAACAGCUGCAACAUCAGCAGCCAGUACAACUGCCAUCACAGCUACAACGAACGACUGAAGAAGAACUGCGAUACACAGGUUCCGAGUUGAACGUUAAUUGUUAUAAAACGAAAAAAGACAUUGAAAAGGUAAAUUGGAAUGAUCUGAAAGAGAAAUAUUUUGAGUUGAGAAGAAGAAGUAUUAUUUCUUUGAAGGUGAAUGGGAAAGGGGAACAAACGCAAUCCUAUGACUGCAAAAGUGAGCUCAAAAGUGAACAAAAAAAUAGCCCUCUAGAAUGUUUCAACAAUGGCCUCAACAAUGGCCUCAACAAUGGCCUUAACAAUGGCCUCAACAAUGGCCUUAACAAUGGCCUUAACAAUAAAAAUGGUUCCCUAAAUAAUUUUAAAAUUGACCCCCCCAGUGAGUGGUACUUAAGCACAAACAGGGGAAUCGAAAAGAGAGACAAUAAGACAAGUCGUUCAUUAAGUGAAGAGAGGAAAGAGAAAGUUAUAAGUUCCCAUUUUUUUAAAAACAAAACGGUAUUACGAGUACAUGAAAGGAAUAAGGAUACAAAACUUUAUAAAAAUGAAGAGAGGAUAGAAGUGGAUAAAGAGAAAAAGGAAUUAAGGAGUCUGUCUGGCAUCUUAAAAGACAGGAUUUUCAAAAAUUUCAAUGAAAAAUGUAAUUUAACUAGAGAUAUGGUAAAGAAUGUAAGCACAAAUACAUACAUGAUAUCUAAGUUAAAUAAAAAUAGUGUACUGCAUGGUGGUAAAAAUGUUUUACCAUUUGGUGUGAACAAUAAUAAUAUAGUAGGGAAACAAAAAGAUGCUACAGAUAGUAGUCGUGUAUAUAGUAGAAAUUAUAUUGAGAAGAAAGAGGAAAAUAUAAUAGUAAAACAAAAUGGUAUUUUGCCCAAUGCUAAUAUAAGUCAUACUAUUGGCAGAAAAUUAUAUGCAGAUGUUAUCUCAUCUGGGGAAGAGAAAAAUAUAAAAAAAAAAAUUUCAGAAAAGUUUCAUUCCAUUGAUGAAAAAGAAAAUAAGGAAUUGUCUACAGAUGAAAGUAAUAUAUUAUUGAAAAGGUACAACAAACCGUUGAAUGUAGUCAUAAAUGGAGUUACUAAUACGAGCGAUAGGACAGAUAAUCAGGUAAAUAAAUUAUACUACAUGAAUGGUGAAAAGAAAAGUAAUGUACAUAUCAACAGCACGUUAAUCGGCUUACGUGAAAGGAAGAAACGUAUCACAAACAAGUUUACGAAUGUAGAACAUAAUACCUAUAAGGAGAAUUGUUUGUUAAAGGACAACACAAAGGAGUUUCAUGAACAAGUGUUAUUUGAAGACGCAAGAGGGGGGAAAGUUGAUAAGGUAAAAGGGAAGAACGAAUCAUUUCACUCAAUUAAUUUCCAUCCUAGUAAGAACAAGAACAGUAGCAGUUGUAGUAGAAACAACAAUAAUAGCAGUAGUAACAAUAAUAAUGGAAGUAGUAACAAUAAUAAUGGAAGUAGUAACAAUAAUAAUGGAAGUAGUAACAAUAAUAAUGGAAGUAGUAACAAUAAUAAUGGAAGUAGUAACAAUAAUAAUGGAAGUAGUAACAAUAAUAAUGGAAGUAGUAACAAUAAUAAUGGAAGUAGUAACAAUAAUAAUGGAAGUAGUAACAAUAAUAAUGGAAGUAGUAACAAUAAUAAUGGAAGUAGUACGAAUAAUAAUAGCAGUAGUAACAUUAAUAAUAGCAGUAGUAAGAAUAAUAAUAGCAGUAGUAACAAAAAUAAUAGCAGUAGUAACAUUCCCGCGGAUCCGCUUCUGUCAAGUGUGGACUAUGCUGCGCAGGUUAGAAAAAAAUACGAAGACAUAAUUAAACGCGUUAGAACUAAUGUUAUUAAUGAUGAUGGUAGUAAUUACAAUGGCAAUGUACACACAGAAGGGAAGUACGAACUGUCGAAUGAUAAAAUAGAGGAAAGAUUAAAGAUGAUAAAAAGACAUUUUAACGGAGAAAAGAUAGAAAUUGACGAGGAAAACAAAUUAAAAAAUGAAAUAAACAUGAAAAGAAAAUUAUAUGAAUUAAAAAUUAGAAAAGAGUUUGAAGAAAAAUUAAGAAUACGUAGAGAAUUCAACGAAAAAAAAAUAAUGGCUCAAGGGGAAAAAAUUGUUAUUCAGAAUAGUACCAAUGAGGUUGAAGAGAAUGGAAGAAGAGAUGAUCAACAGAAUGCACAGGUAGAUGGAGGGGGAAAAAAAGAGGAAAAGAUGAACAGUAGUGAUAUGUAUGAAUAUACUAAACAAGGUAAUGAAAAAAAUGAAAAUUUUUGCAAUAGUAAGAAAAAAGAAAAGAAUAAUAAGAAGAAGAGGAGGAUGAGAAGGAAAUUAUAUGAUGAAUUUUCAAGCGAUGGGAGCUAUUACAAAUAUAUGUACCGUAAUUUGUACGAUGAAACAUGGAAUAAUAAAACGAAGAAUCACUAUUAUGAUAUAAGUGACAAUUUGUACUUACAAGAAUGUUCUGAUCAUUUUUUUCAUAACACUAACACGCGUUCGUCAGUUGACCAUUCUCUUUCAAAUAGUUUUGAUGAAAACUUACUAUCAUUAAGCAGAAUAAAGUUUGAUGAUUUUAAUUAUAAUUAUUUAAAUGGUAUUAAAAGGUCAACCAUGAAAAAGGAAGUUAUGUCCACUUAUUCUUAUCAUAAGGAACAGGACGAGGAGAAUUUAAAAAAGUUGAACAUCACGAAACCUAAAGUGAUACUCACCGAUAGUGAUGGAAGUUGGAAAAAAAAAGAUAUAAAUGAGUCAGGUAAACAAAUAAGGGCAUCGCAAAAGAAAACGCGCAAUAAUUGCAAUUUCCCCAACGACUGCUGUUACCAUAAUGGAUAUUAUAAUCCAAAUGGAAAUGAUUACCCGUAUAACACGGACACACAUAAAAAGUGUAGGGGCUCAUCCAUAAAUAGAACAACAAAGAAAAAAAAAUAUUCGGAUGAUAUGAAAAGCGUGCACCCAGUUAAUCACUAUAAGAAUAACAACAAUGAUGAUAUUCUGAAUAAACUGUGCUCCAUAAAGUAUGAAAAUAGGUUAAGGAAUGGUCCAUUGUACAAGAGAGGUGAGGCCGAAAGGGAUGAAGCGAAAGAAGAGGUUGCAGUGUACAAUGAGGAUGAAAUGUACAAUGAGGAUAAAGUGUACAAUGAGGAUGAAGUGUACAAUGAGGAUGAAGUGUACAAUGAGGAUGAAGUGUACAAUGAGGAUGAAGUGUACAAUGAGGAUGAAGUGUACAAUGAGGAUGAAGUGUACAAUGAGGAUGAAGUAUGUGUUGUGGGUGAAGAUAACGAAGGAGAACACACGAACCACCCGGAAAAUAAAAAAUUAAAAAAAGAAAAAAAAGAAAAAAAAAGUAACAAUAGCAUUAACUCUAACGAGUGCUAUAAUGGAGUAAAAGAGAGUAAAGGCUCAUCAGGCGGACCUGCAAAGAAUGAGUCCAUUUUACUGACGAGUGGAACUGAAGACAAAAAAAAAAAAGACAAAGAUAAAGAGAAUGAAAAAGAGAAAACGAAGCCGAAACCUAAAUGGGACGAUAAAGAGAGAGAUAGAGAGAGGACAACAAACGAAAGCGUGAACGAAAACAGGAGCAAGGUGCCCCCAAGCCAAACAGAAACAGAACAAGCUUACAUGAUUAAUAAGAAUUCAAACAUAAAUAAAGUGAGCAUCAAAGAAGAUAACAACUUGAAAUCUUCCUUAUCAUCGUCUGACAAGGGGAUACCAAAAAUUAAUAUUUUAAAAAACAAAGAAAACUACAUUCCGUUGGAUGUUGCUUUAAACUUCGUCAUAGACAAUGAAAAAUUGAAAAAAUCGAAUGUACAAAAAGAAAACAAAGGAAACAAAAAAAAAAAAACUUUUGUGCAAUGGCUCAUGGACGAGAGAAAAAAGAGACUAAAAAAUAAUUUACCUAUUGAUAUUUAA
Messenger RNA from Plasmodium malariae, 6621 nucleotides. Its product is annotated as conserved Plasmodium protein, unknown function. The record is from RefSeq and is a predicted model, not a curated record. Lineage: Eukaryota; Apicomplexa; Aconoidasida; Haemosporida; Plasmodiidae. Bases 1 to 6621 code for a protein of 2206 amino acids. The transcript has 2 exons.